AUGGUAAUGCCUACAGGGUCCUUUGAUAUCGAUCCCGGUCUGUAUGGUAUGGGCCAACUAGGUCAGCAAUGGAGCUUUACUGUCAGUCCGGGUAUCGUUUUGGAUGGUGAUACUUGGGGUGACGAUGGCCAGCACAUUGGCAAAUACAUCGUACAGAAUGCCGAUGGCUCCUAUACAUUUACGGUUCCAAGUGACGGAAGCUGGCUUGGUGGAGUGAUAACGGGUGCGGCCAAUGCGCCUGCCUGCGCUCCGGCAACUAACCAAAGGGCCCAAACAACAUCUUCAUCGAGUCUUGCAAUUGAACUAGGUUCUAUGCUCAGUCCCUCUGCUUCAUUAUCUGCUUCCGCAACCGGAAGCCCAGGGUGCCCAGCUAAUUACAUUCCUCCUCUUACACCUGAGCAAUGGGAGGUGCAGAAGGUCGAUGACUUUUUCGAGAUGUACUUCGAUAAUACAUCCCAUUGGCAAGAAUUGGGCCUAAUGAGAACGUUCUUUCAGGAUUUUGCUGGUGGGGAAGCCGGUGACGGCGAAGUAUACGUUUGUACUGCAACUAAUGAGGCAGAUUGUGCAAUGUUACAAGGAUGCUCACUUAUCGCAACUGGUCCUGAAAACUGGCUCACUCCGUACAAGACUCAAGCAUAUUACAUCUGGGCAGCAAUGACGAAUUUCAGCAAGCUGAUGAACAUGAUAUGGCAAGCACUGGAAUGGGCAGAACAGGAUAUGGACUACUUCGCCGGAGAAAUAGGUUCAAAAUUUGAGGUGGAACUCUCUGGUGCAAGCCUGUGGUCGAAAGUGCUUCCCAUAUUGAACACGAUUUUAACUCUUCUGGCCAUUGUUUUUAUUGCCACGGAAAGUCUCCCUGAACUCGUAGGGGCUUUAAUCGGUCUUUCCGCCUCUGUCGGAUUGGCUGCUGAUGUUGACGACUUCGUAUCUUCCUCCGAGCAAGCGGAGGUAACGCUUCAGACUAUCUACACGGAUCUCGGCUUUUCGCAAGGCUGGAUAGAAACGCUUCAAGACAAUGUCAACACAAUGCACAAUAAAAUUUGGUACAAUGGCACGUAUGGCAAUGGCACGUCUAAGACAAACGCGAAGCAGCUCAUGACAGGCGGUGCCUAUGUCACUUCGGCACAAGUCCUUGCAGCAGUGGAUCUCAACAGCACUAACCACGAGAACACCAAGUCGGGCCCCACAAAUGCAGUCACAAACUGGUUCGAAAAUUUGCUUGUUGCCAAUCUCAUCAACAAUUGGUUCAAGUCGAACAAUGCCUACAUAGUCUACAUACCCUACGGCCAGGUCUCAGGACUCAACAGCGAUAAUUCGAUGGAAAGUUUCACGGAAGACGAUUGCAACAGUCAAUGGGUUGGGGGCACGGACCGGUGGUCGGGGGCCGGUUGGAAUAGCAGUGUUGUAGUCAACUGCGAAAGCGGCGGGAUGGCUGUACUAACGAAUGGCGGUAGCUCGAUAGAAAAGCCUUCUUUUUACGAAGUUGCAAACAUGACCUACAAUGGGUACACCUACAGCGCGCAUGACAUGAUCACAUCGUCUGUAAACGGCUUCCUCCAAUACGGGUUCAACUACAACGCCACGGAUUCCUUUGUCGCCAAACUCCUCGAUCCCACCGCAGAGAACCUGAACAACAUCGAACAAUAUCUCAACUUAGUUCCUACAAGCGCGGGCAUGUACAACUUACCCGUGUGUCGGCUUUACGACCUGGGCGUGGUGCCGAAUAGCGUUGCUGGUCCUUUCCCCGACGGUCAGUUGCCGGGGUGGCCUUCGCAAACACAACCCUGUACUUGCAUGUCGGAGGAUGCCAAUGUCACAAUCAACGGGAAGACGACGUAUUUCCGGGACUUUGCCGGAGAUCCUACCACGACUGAAUUCAACAAAUUGAUAAAGGAGGACGGGAAUCUAAAUAGCACUUGUUACGUUACCGCAAAGAAUACUCUCGACUGCUUCAAAUUCCCACAGCUGUGUCAUCAGGCAGGUCCCGGCCCUCCCUUAUGA
This is a messenger RNA of Letharia lupina, 2001 nucleotides long. RefSeq lists its product as uncharacterized. The coding region runs from base 1 to 2001 and encodes 666 amino acids. Lineage: Eukaryota; Fungi; Ascomycota; Lecanoromycetes; Lecanorales; Parmeliaceae. The transcript is spliced from 6 exons. The record is from RefSeq and is a predicted model, not a curated record.